UGUAAAAUUAGUACUCUAGUACACUGAUUUUACUAAUCACCGAAUGAUAAAAUUACAGUUAGCAUAAAAAUGUAUCUGGUCGUAUUACAGAUCACAUCCUUCAUCUACAUUUUUUUGGCAAACGCCGAUAAUACGUUAGAAAUUAAAGUGUCACAAGGACGGAUUAGAGGUGUUUUAACACAGACAUGGACCGGUAAAAGUUUUACCUCAUUUACUGGAAUUCCCUACGCCAAACCACCAAUUGGAGAACUAAGAUUUGAGGCACCGGUACCAGCAGAACCGUGGGAAGAUGUACUGGACGCGACCAAAUAUGGAUCGAUUUGUCUUCAGGACUUAUUAUUACUGAACAUUACGGAUGUGCCGGGGAACGAGGACUGUCUUUAUCUGAACGUUUACACCCCUCAGAGACGACUGGGUGGCGAUCGUCUAGUAUCCGUAAUGUUUUAUAAUCAUGGAGGAGGCUGGAUGCUUGGAAGCGGCAAUGAUGAAUGGCACGGACCAGGGUUUCUUUUGGAUCAAGACUUGGUUCUGGUUACGUAUAAUUAUAGAUUAGGUCCACUUGGGUUUAUUAGCAUGGGAGAUGAUGUAGUGCCGGGAAACAAUGGCCUAAAAGACCAAGUUUUAGCUUUAAAGUGGGUAAAAGAGAACAUCAUAGCUUUUGGUGGAGAUCCUAAUCGUAUCACCGUUUUUGGAAAUUCAGCAGGCGGAGCAAGCACGCACUUCCAAACAGUGUCACCGCUAACCAGGGAUUUAAUUAGCGGGGCCAUUCUUCAAAGUGGCACCGCUUUUUCGCCGUGGGCGUUGUCUUCUAAAGAGAGAGCGAGGAACAAAUCAUUGACUUUAGCGGAACGGUUUGAUUGUGCAUUAUCUGACAGUAGACUUAUGAUAGAGUGUCUUAAGACACCAUCUGCAAUGGAAAUAACGAAAGCAUCUCAAAAACUUUAUGAGUGGCAUAAACAUUCUUCAAUACCAUUUCGACCUGUCAUUGAACACAAUAUCAAAAAUUCAUUUUUGCCAGAUCACCCUGCAAACAUAAUCGCAUCGGGUAAGGCAGCAAAAGUUCCCAUCAUGCUCAGUGUAACAACCGAAGAUGGGUUAUUAAUGUCAGGAGGUUUGUUUAACCACAGCGAGAUUUUUGAUCAAUUUACUAAGAAUUUUGAAAAGAAUGCGCCAUUAGCACUAAUCUACGAUGAUCUCACGUGGACGAAUAAGAUUCGGUCGUUCUACGUACAUGGUCAAGAAAUUGACUCAAAGCACACGUCGGAAAUUACCAAGAUGUUUACGGAUUGGUGGUUUUUCUACCCCAUGUACGCAACGGCUCAGAUGCACGCACGGUUUUUAAAAGAAAAUGUUUUCCAGUUAUUGUAUGGGUACCGUGCACCCAGAACGUACGCAGAUAAAUAUGGGAAUGACAAACACAAUUAUGGUGUUGCGCAUUGCGAUGAGCUACUUAACUUUUUCACCACAACGCGUUAUGGAAUUUACCACAAGAGCGAGCUUGAUAUACGAGCUGUUAAAACCACUACCAAACUUUGGGAAAAUUUCGCACGAACUGGGAACCCGACCCCAGAUUCCGAGUUACCCAUUUGGCAACCCACGACUUUGGAGAACUCCAAUUUAUACUUCAUCGACAAUAACGUGGAAACCCGGAUGGUGGAUAAUGUGUUUAUGGACAGAAUCGCCUUUUGGGAAAAAUUAAUGAAUAAGAAACGAAAUCAAAAUGUGGAAUUAUGAAGAAAUAAUUGUAUCAAAAAUAUUGCUCACAGGAUCGAGCACCGAAUGAAUCAUCUUGGGAGCAACUAUAGAUUAGUGCGGUACUAAGAUACUAUAGUCAUUUUUACGGUAGAUAGUUACAAAAUUGGUUUCGGACAAAACGAUAAGGCUAUGGAUCCCUGUGGACCGUUAUUUAAAUCUCCUAAAAAUUAUAAAAUUCAACAACGCGUACUGAACAAACUUUUUAGCACAAAAUGGGGUACACGUGCCCGAUAAGAGAGGAAUAAAUUAGGUUUCAAGGAGAAUCGAGGAUAUUUCAUAGUGCUCAGUACAAAUAUUUUCUUUAAUGUUAUCGUAAAUUUAGUUUGUCAAGUUCUUAGUUAACCUUUGAUUGAUAACAAUAAUAUGUUUGAUAUUUUUUAAUCUUGAAUGUGCAAUACCAUUUUUUGUAGCUACAAGUACCAAAAGUACAUCUAUAUCUAAUAUACAAGCUACAAUAGACCAUAUCUUUUUUUUUCUAAUUAGAAUAAAAAAAAACAUCUAAAAUCGUUUUGUCGAUGUUAUUAUUUUAAAAGGAAAAUAAGUAUCGUGCCAUAUUAAAGAAGCUGCAACUUCAAUAAGAAGGGAAUUAGAGAGA
Messenger RNA from Photinus pyralis (common eastern firefly), 2350 nucleotides. Its product is annotated as esterase FE4-like. Lineage: Eukaryota; Metazoa; Arthropoda; Insecta; Coleoptera; Lampyridae. The transcript has 11 exons. The coding region runs from base 70 to 1734 and encodes 554 amino acids. The record is from RefSeq and is a predicted model, not a curated record.